GAAUGCAGGUGAGGAAAGGCACGGACUCUGCGGCUGAGAACCCAAACUUGGGCACCGCGCGGUGCGCACGGCUCAGCCCUCGCCCUCACGGGCGAACGGCUGCUGCGGUUUCAGGCGGAGGCUUGGUGACUAAUGACCUUGCGCAGAGUUGUUAAAAUCAGAAACCGGAGCUCUCGGGGGUUGAGAAAGGACUGACUCUCUGGGCGUCUCUGAAGAUGGCUCGGACUGCUCUUCGGCGCGCCAGGGGGACCCGGCCGAGUACUGCGCUGUGACGCGAGUGGUCUCCUCUACACGGUGCCCGAAGCGACUUGCUGGAGAUUUUUCAUUCUCUCAUCUGUUGGCUAGCUCCCCGGCUGCCUAAACGGAGUCGGAGUUGAGACUUGGCUUGUUGUUGGCCCCGGUACCUCGUGCAGAAAACGACUCACAUUUGCCUGGGGCAGCCGAAGCCGGAGCAGAGCCUGGGGUUGGAGUGAGUGGCUGGAACGUGCAUUGGACUCAAAGACGAGAGGGGCUGGCUGGCCGGGGAGGCUGCAGACUAGCCCCUCGCCGCCUCCCGACUCCACUGCCCGCCUGCCAGAGCGGUUCCAGUCCCAUCCCACCGAGCGGGGACCGGAGCCCGGGAUCCUUCGCCCGCUGCGGGGAUGACUCUAGGAGGUCGCGGAGCCCGCUGCGCGCAGUGUCCCGUGAACUGUGAGUACUGCCACUGAACGGCGGCCAGCGAGCUAGCGAUUAGCACCCACUGCAUGAAUUAUGAAACAAUAACUUUUGGAAGAAACAGGAGGAAAAAGAAAGGAUCUAUCGCUGCUCCCCCGGGCGGACUAGCACGUUGCUCUUACCCCCUCCCUCCCUUCUCUCUUGCGCCUUCCUUUCCCGGAGAGGGCAGAGGACUGGGGGGGGGGGAGGGCUGGCGGCCGGCCCCGGAGGAGAGGGAAGCCACGGGGACUGUGGUUAGAAGGAGCAAUAGCAGCAGCAGCAGGAGAAGAUGCUGAGGAUGCGGACGGCGGGAUGGGCGCGCGGCUGGUGCCUGGGCUGCUGCCUCCUCCUGCGGCUCUCGCUCAGCCUGGCGUCCGCCAAGCAACUCCUCCGGUACCGGCUGGCCGAGGAGGGCCCCGCCGACGUCCGCAUCGGCAACGUCGCCUCAGACUUAGGCAUCGUGACGGGCUCGGGCGAGGUGACUUUCAGCCUCGAGUCGGGCUCCGAGUACCUGAAGAUCGACAACCUCACCGGCGAGCUGAGUACGAGCGAGCGGCGCAUCGACCGCGAGAAGCUGCCCCAGUGUCAGAUGAUCUUCGACGAGAAUGAGUGCUUCCUGGACUUCGAGGUGUCGGUGAUCGGGCCCUCACAGAGCUGGGUGGACCUGUUCGAAGGCCGGGUCAUCGUGCUCGACAUCAACGAUAACACGCCCACCUUCCCGUCGCCUGUGCUCACGCUCACGGUGGAGGAGAACCGGCCGGUGGGCACGCUGUACCUGCUGCCUACCGCCACCGACCGUGACUUCGGCCGCAACGGCAUCGAGCGCUACGAGCUGCUCCAGGAGCCCGGGGGCGGCGGCGGCGAGGGCCGUCGCUCUGGACCGGCCGACAGCGCCCCCUACCCCGGGGGCGGCGGGAACGGCGCGAGCGGCGGCGGCCAGGGAAGCUCCAAGCGGCGGCUGGACGCGCCUGAGGGCGGUGGCGGGGCGAGCCCCGGAGGCCGCAGCAGCGUGUUCGAGCUGCAGGUGGCCGACACCCCGGACGGCGAGAAGCAGCCGCAGCUGAUCGUGAAGGGGGCUCUGGACCGGGAGCAGCGCGACUCCUACGAGCUAACCCUGAGGGUGCGCGAUGGCGGCGACCCGCCGCGCUCGUCGCAGGCCAUUCUGCGGGUGCUCAUUACCGACGUGAACGACAACAGCCCUCGCUUUGAGAAGAACGUGUACGAGGCUGAUCUGGCGGAGAACAGCGCCCCGGGGACCCCCAUCCUGCAGCUGCGCGCCGCCGACCUGGACGUGGGGGUCAACGGGCAGAUCGAGUACGUGUUCGGAGCGGCCACCGAGUCCGUGCGGCGGCUGCUGCGCCUCGACGAGACGUCGGGCUGGCUCAGCGUACUGCACCGAAUCGACCGCGAGGAGGUGAACCAGUUGCGCUUCACUGUUAUGGCCCGCGACCGCGGACAGCCCCCCAAGACCGACAAGGCCACAGUAGUCCUCAACAUCAAGGACGAGAAUGACAACGUGCCUUCCAUUGAAAUUCGCAAGAUCGGGCGCAUUCCACUCAAGGACGGUGUGGCUAACGUGGCCGAGGACGUCCUGGUCGACACCCCUAUCGCUCUGGUGCAGGUAUCCGACCGAGACCAAGGUGAGAACGGGGUGGUUACCUGCACCGUGGUGGGCGAUGUGCCCUUCCAGCUCAAGCCGGCCAGCGAUACUGAGGGCGACCAGAACAAGAAAAAGUACUUCCUGCACACCUCCGCUCCUCUGGACUAUGAGACCACCCCGGAGUUCAACGUGGUAAUAGUGGCAGUUGACUCGGGCAGUCCCAGCCUCUCCAGCAACAACUCUCUGGUGGUCAAGGUGGGAGACACAAACGACAACCCGCCCGUCUUCGAGCAUUCCGUGGUGGAGGUUUACUUCUUUGAGAACAACAUCCCGGGCGAUAGGGUGGCCACGGUGAAAGCUACAGACGCAGACAGCGGGAAGAACGCAGAGAUCGCCUACUCGCUGGACUCAUCCGUGAUGGGUAUCUUUGCCAUCGAUCCCAGUUCUGGGGACGUCCUCGUAAAUACGGUGCUGGACCGCGAGCAGACUGACAGGUAUGAGUUUAAAGUUAACGCCAAAGACAAAGGCAUCCCGGUGCUCCAGGGCAGCACCACGGUAAUUGUGCAGGUGGCUGACAAGAAUGACAAUGACCCUAAGUUUAUGCAGGACGUCUUUACCUUUUAUGUGAAAGAAAACUUGCAGCCCAACAGCCCGGUGGGGAUGGUCACCGUGGUGGAUGCUGACAAGGGGAAAAAUGCAGAGAUGAGACUGUACAUAGAGGAGAACGGUAAUAUUUUUUCCAUUGAAAAUGACACUGGGACCAUUUACUCCACAAUGUCUUUUGACCGUGAACAUCAGACCACCUACACUUUCAGAGUCAAAGCUGUGGAUGGGGGAGAUCCUCCCAGAUCUGCCACAGCCACAGUAUCUCUCUUUGUAAUGGAUGAGAAUGACAAUGCUCCCACAGUUACCCUCCCCAGAAACAUUUCCUACACUUUACUGCCACCUUCAAGUAAUGUCAGGACUAUAGUAGCUACAGUGUUGGCAACAGACAGUGAUGAUGGCAUCAAUGCAGACCUUAACUACAGCAUUGUGGGAGGGAAUCCCUUCAAGCUGUUUGAGAUUGAUUCCACCAGUGGUGUGGUUUCCUUAGUGGGGAAACUCACCCAAAAGCAUUAUGGCUUGCACAGAUUGGUGGUGCAAGUGAAUGACAGUGGGCAGCCUUCCCAGUCCACCACCGCCCUGGUGCACGUGUUUGUCAAUGAAAGUGUUUCUAAUGCAACUGUGAUUGACUCCCAGAUAGCCAGAAGUUUGCACACCCCACUCACCCAGGAUAUAGCUGGUGACCCAAGCUAUGAAAUUAGCAAACAGAGACUCAGUAUUGUCAUUGGAGUGGUUGCUGGAAUUAUGACAGUGAUUCUGAUCAUCUUAAUUGUAAUGAUGGCAAGGUACUGCAGGUCCAAAAAUAAAAAUGGCUAUGAAGCCGGCAAAAAAGACCAUGAAGACUUUUUUACACCCCAACAGCAUGACAAAUCGAAAAAGCCUAAAAAAGACAAGAAAAAUAAAAAAUCUAAGCAGCCACUCUAUAGCAGCAUUGUCACUGUAGAAGCUUCUAAACCAAAUGGACAGAGAUAUGAUAGUGUCAAUGAGAAGCUGUCAGACAGCCCUAGCAUGGGGCGAUACCGAUCUGUUAAUGGUGGGCCUGGCAGUCCUGACCUGGCAAGGCAUUACAAAUCCAGUUCCCCAUUGCCUACUGUCCAGCUUCAUCCCCAAUCACCAACUACAGGAAAAAAACACCAGGCCGUACAAGAUCUACCACCAGCCAACACAUUUGUGGGAGCAGGAGACAACAUUUCAAUUGGAUCAGAUCACUGCUCUGAGUACAGCUGUCAAACCAAUAACAAGUACAGCAAACAGAUGCGUCCACAUCCAUACAUUACUGUGUUUGGCUGAAUUCCACUCUAAUAUGAUGCUCCAUUUUGCACCAUGCAGUGAUGACCUUGCUACUCCGAAACCUGCUGGAGCCUGCCCUUGGCCGUGGGGUGUCAGCCAAUCACUGUUUGUUCCACUUGGGCAUUUUAUUUUCGAGUCCUCUCCCCCCCAUUUAAGGAAAAAUAGUAUUGAAAUAAAUAAACUUAUUUCAAAGAAAAAAACAAAAAACAGUAUUCAUGCAAAAAAUGUGUUACUAGUGAAUGUCUGAGUCCCCAGGAACUCCAUUUUCGAGAAGGUGGUUAGCAGAAUUUCAUAGCGAAGUCUUUUUAGAAAAACUCCAAAAGCAUAUUUCAACAGUAAUUUUAAGAUGAUGGCUUUAUGUGAACAGACAAAAAUUAAGUCUGUUUGGUCUUUGUCUAUAUUACAUGAAAUACCUACUUUGAAUUAAAACCUAAAUUAAUCA
This is a messenger RNA of Trichechus manatus latirostris (Florida manatee), 4628 nucleotides long. It is a transcript of the gene PCDH7, whose product is annotated as protocadherin 7. Gene Ontology annotation, biological process: homophilic cell-cell adhesion. Gene Ontology annotation, cellular component: plasma membrane. The record is from RefSeq and is a predicted model, not a curated record. Lineage: Eukaryota; Metazoa; Chordata; Mammalia; Sirenia; Trichechidae. Gene Ontology annotation, molecular function: calcium ion binding. The coding region runs from base 983 to 4186 and encodes 1067 amino acids. The transcript has 2 exons.